AUGUUCGCAUCUCCCUUCAAACCUACACGCGUCGGCAUCACCGAUAGACUGACAGCCGAAAGUAAUUGUAUAAAUCCCGAUUAUGGUACUACUCUGCUUGAAGCUUUAAAUAAGAUGCGACUGAAUCAAGAGCAUUGCGAUUUCUAUCUGCAAGUGGAUGAUGAAACGAUUUUCGUUCACAAAUGGUUACUUGCGGCUGUUUCGCCUUACUUUGGAGCAAUGCUAAGAAAUAACAUGAAAGAGAAGGCGCAAGGCACAGCCGCGUUAACUGACGUUGACGCAUCUUCUAUAAAAGCGAUUAUCGUGUACAUAUACAGCGGCAGCAUUCAGAUCACGGAGGAUAAUGUCCUCCCCCUUCUAUUAACAGCAGAUUUAUUGCAAAUAGAUUGGGUCAAGGUGCAAUGCUGCCAAGUUCUCAAACGGGCACUAAAGCUGGAAAACUGCCUCAGCUUUCAAAGACAUGCCGAUAUGCAUUCUUGUGACGAUUUGUACGAUUAUUGUCACGAAUACAUCUUACAACAUUUUCAAAAGUUGAUAAACACCGACGAAUGGCUCCUGCUGUCUUUUGAAGAGAUCGAAAAACUUAUGACAGACGACAAACUGCGGGUAAAAGUUGAGGAUAACGCAUAUAAAGCGAUGAUAAAAUGGAUUAAACAUGACCAAAAGACGCGCCAAGUACACCUUUCUGCAUUAAUAAGCCAUAUACGCUUGCCUUUCAUCACCACUGAAUUCUUGAGAAAUCAUAUCAUCACUGAACCACUCCUUAGAAAUGAUCCACAAUGCAGUCAUUUCUUAAUCGACGCCAUAAGUUACCAGCUAUCAUCAGAAAGUGGACGAAAAUGUUUGUCGAGUACCAUUCAGAACGAGAAGAGGAUUAAAAGCAGGAACGAGAUAAAAAAUUAUGUGCUAUUUGUCGGGGGUCAACGUGCACGAUCCUGGAAAGUACUUAACAGUUGCAAAAUUUAUAAUAAAACCAGCAAUAAAGUGCUCUCUACUUCCGAAAUGAAGACGCCUCGAUGUGAAAUUGGCGCAGCUGCAUUAAAUGGUCGCGUGUUCACAGCUGGUGGAGAUAUAGACCAACUUGCAUUUUCAAAAACAGCGGAAUGUUACGAUCCUUUUAAACAAAAAUGGACUGACAUUGCAUCAAUGAAUCAUCCUCGUUUAAACCAUGGAAUAUGUGCAUUAAACGAUCUCAUCUACGUAAUCGGUGGGCGCAAUACUUCAACUGUCGAAUGCUACAAUCCUUCGACAGAUCAAUGGCACAACUGUGCAAAACUAUCUUUACUAUGUAAUCUUGGCAGCAAAGCUGCAGUUGUGGAAAAUUGUAUUUUUAAUUACGGUUCGUUUAAAGAUGUCACGCAACUUACAACUUCGUUGACUCGAUAUGAUCCGCGAGAAGGACGAUGGUAUGAUGUAAAAACAAUAUCACAAGGAAUACCUCGAUUUGUAGAAGAAGAACAUUUCAAUUUAUUGCCUUACAAACACUUUCUAAUUAGCGUUCAAUAUUUUUCCAAACGCUUUGAUAUACGAUGUAACAAAUGGGAAGGUAUGCCAGCUAUGCAUCGCUACAGACGAGGCCAGUCGAGCAUAACAAUUGAUGAAGAAAUUUACGUGUUUGGCGGCGUUUCCGAUUGCAUCACACCUGUCACGAGUGUUGAACGUUUCAAUUUAAACACCAAUAGAUGGACUAUAGUUGAUUCGUUAGAAAUCGAGCACCAUAUUGGAGGCGCCGCUGUAAUCAGUGACUGUUUUGAUCUCAUCGAAGUAUUCAAAUAA
Glossina fuscipes is the source of this 1776-nucleotide messenger RNA. Its product is annotated as kelch-like protein 3. The record is from RefSeq and is a predicted model, not a curated record. The transcript is spliced from 6 exons. Bases 1 to 1776 code for a protein of 591 amino acids. Gene Ontology annotation, molecular function: protein binding. NCBI's taxonomy places the organism in Eukaryota, Metazoa, Arthropoda, Insecta, Diptera, Glossinidae.